AUGGGCGAAGCCGAAUCCUCGUCGACACCUCGCUCUACGGCCGAACCGCAGCUCAAGGCUGCCAAAGACAAGAACUGCCCCUUCUGCGGCCAGGCUUUUACAUCGAGCAGCCUGGGUCGCCAUCUCGACCUCUACAUUCGGGCAAAGAACCCAAAGGCGCCUGACGGUAUCCAUGUCGUAGACGAGAUACGCAAGCUGCGCGGCGGCAUCACACGACGUCAGGCAAAAGGCAGCGUGUCGACGCCGCGACGAGACGACAGCGGCACCAGCACGCCCGCCAACAAGAAGCGAGUGGCGAGCGAAGACUCGUCUAUGCUCGUCCAGAGCCCCGACGAUGACGACGAGUCGUUGCAAGUGGGCAAGACGAGGGGCCAUCAGUUCAAGGAUGUUAGCUGGGGUGGCGGCAGCGCCAGCGCCAGCCGUCCCUCACGUCUAAGCACCAAAACACCAGACCCCCGCCGUGAUGCAUCGCGCCAGAUUCGAAAGGCCGACCUCGACCAGAGGCAAAAGACUGGCGAGGAGGCGGAAAUUGCAAGCGCGACCGAGAUGGCGCUGAGGGAGCUGCUGAAGAGCGUCCGCGAAGCCAAUGCAAAAGCAUCCGGCUCAGGUCUCUUCGACUUUGACCCUUACACGCAAAACUUCCCCUCCCUCUGCCUCCACAUCCUUCCUGCGCCCUCGACCCUUUUCUCGCCAACGCCCUUUCCCACGGCUGAGUCAUGGUCCAUAUCCCCGCCUGGUCAGAAGCAGUUUGAAGCGCUGAAUAAGCAGGUCCGUGAGCGCCUGCUUGCCUACCAGCGUCAGCGGCAGAUCAACCAGGUCUAUCCUUCCGGCGCACAGGCAGCCGCGCCUUCCACAACCUCAUCGCCCUUGCCCACUCCUCCCCUCUUCGAUCAUGACCCUCAACGUCUCUUCGGCCACAUUGCCGAUGCCUUCCAUCACUGGACCCAGCACUCGGACAAGACGAGGCAGGAGUACUGGCAGAUUGAGAUUCUCCGCUGCUAUGCUCGUGCCCAUGACCGACGACGCGAGGCUGAGGUCCAGCUCGAGAAUGCACGUAGGGAGAUUGACUACCUGAAAGCAAAUCGCUGGACGGCAGGUGCACCCGACGUGUCCCCCAUCAGCAUCAACCUAGGUGCCGACACGGCACGUGAGCUUGCAAAGCACGGUAUGGACUACCGUAACUGGGACUAUGACCGUCUCAUCGACAAGUGGCGCACUGCCAUACGCGAGAACAAAGUCUCCGGCCUGGCUGCCCAGAAGCCACUGCCCGGCGAGGGCAGCUCGCGUAGCUGCUCCAUGGCCAGCCUGCCACCACAAUUUGCUACAGUCAAUCAGCCCAGACAGGGCAGCCCCAUCAAAGUAGAGACUUCGAUGCCCUUCAGUGCCCCGCCCACGCUCAACGGUGACGACCAAGUCGACGCAGAGGGCGAUGAUGAUGACGAAGAAAUUGACCUGACUCCGCACACGAUUGAUGACGAAGACCCAAUGCACCACAUGCAUCAAAUCCAACGUCAGUCUGUGCAUCAGUCCCAGCAUCAUCACGGGACGCCGCUCCAACCGACACCGCAACAUCCCUCUCAGCAAUUCCAGUCUCACAUGCAACCUACCCAGCACCUCACCCAAGCUCAGAUUGCGCAAGCCCAGGCUCAAGCCCAAGCAUGGGCAGCAGCUCGUCAGCACAUGAACCAGUCGCGCCAAGAUUUCCGCCCACAUCAGCAGCAGCACCAGCUCUCACCGCACCUGCAACACGUCAGCUCAGCUGAAAGCAGCCGGCGAGAGUCGCUAGCCAUGAUGGACCCGCAUUCCAUGAAUCAAAAUACCAUGAAUAACAUGGGUGCCUCAAUGGGCAUGUCAGGCGGCAUGGAUAGCCUCGACAACCACCAAGACCAGUUCCUACGAAUGGAUAUGGGUAUGCCCACCGGCUUCGUUGGAUCAAACGAUGGCGGCGUCUCUAUGGGUUAG
Pyrenophora tritici-repentis Pt-1C-BFP is the source of this 1962-nucleotide messenger RNA. RefSeq lists its product as uncharacterized. Lineage: Eukaryota; Fungi; Ascomycota; Dothideomycetes; Pleosporales; Pleosporaceae. The record is from RefSeq and is a predicted model, not a curated record.